UAGUUUGCGUGUGGACCGGGAGCGGAGGUUUGACUCCAGAGCACCUUUUCCGCGCGGCUACAAUCCUACUCCGCCGGGACCGGCAUGUCCGAGGAAAGGUUUACAGCCGCGUCCAAAAGGAGCUCUGGAUGCACCAGUUUGGAUCAAGUGAUUGCUGCACGUCCUGGGAAGACUCCUAUCAGCCAACUGCAGGAAUAUUGCACAAAGAGUGGUCAAUCCCUCCAAUAUGAACUUGUGAAAUCUGAGGGUCAAUCUCACCUGCCAAAUUUUAUCUUCAGAGCAACAGUGGGUGAAGUGAGCUGCACAGGCCAAGGUCAAAGCAAGAAGGCUGCAAAACACAAAGCAGCAGCAGCUGUACUCAAUAUUCUGAAUGGAGGAAUUCUGGAAGACCCUGAAUGCGAUGGAAUAAGCCAAUCUUUGCCAAAAUCUGAACCCAUUACCUCAAAGCAGCCACACAAUCCUCCCAACCCUAUUGGUACACUUCAGGAAUUGGUUGUGCGUAAAGGAUGGAGACUUCCAGAUUACACUGUUGCUGAAGAAUCCGGUCCUGCUCACAAAAAAGAAUUUACAAUGAUUUGCACAGUAGAAAAAUUUGUUGAAACAGGUUGUGGUACUUCAAAAAAAUUGGCAAAACGCAAUGCUGCAGAAAAGAUGAUUACCAAACUACAGAGUUUUCCUGCAGGCUGGAAACAGGAAGGCGAAUACAAUAAUGAUGAUGUUUCAUUGAUACCUGGAGAUGAAUGGAAUGGUCCAAGGGGAAAGAUACCAGUAAUUAGCUGCGACCUGCUAAGGAAUUCAUCUGGAGAAAAAAUUAACCAACUGAAAAAGAGUCCACUCAGCAUUCCCAACACUGAUUACACUCAGAUGUUGGGAGAAGUGAUGGAUGAGCAAGGAUUUGAUAUCUCUUACCUGGAUAUAGAUGAGCUGACUGUGAAUGGGCAGUAUCAAUGUUUGGCUGAACUCUCAACUCGGCCAGUUACUGUAUGCCAUGGAACGGGAAUUUCUCGUGGUAACGCUCACAAUGAUGCUGCCCACAAUGCACUGCAGUAUUUGAAGAUUAUUGCUGGAAGAAAUUAAACAGGUUCAAGUUUAACCCAGGUGGCACUAUUAAAAAAAAAUAAUUAUUUUUUUAAAUUAUUUGAUUGAAACACAGCCUUUUAAGCUGCAUUUUAAAGAAUAGGAUGUAUGUGCAUGUACACAAUCAUUUGCCCUGAGUGUUUCCUUACUGUUAAGUCUGAAAAACCUGAUUUUCAGAAAAACCUGAAAAGUGUGAUUUUUAAAAAAAAAUUAGUCCCUGACAAGCGAUAUAUUAAGAAUGGAUUUUGACCAUUUUAUCCCCAUGUGAUAAAUUGAGGUUUUUCUAGAAUUUACUUUCUAUAAAAUAAAAUGAUCCAGCAAAUCUAGCUGUCAAAUUUGUUCAGUGAAAUGCUUGAAGAUGAAUGAUAUCAAAUAAUUCGAAAUAACAUUGAAACAUUCAGCAGGAUUUUAUUGACUCAAAGCUAAAAAAAAGCACUAGUUUAAAAAUAGUUUUAAACAUAUCCACCUCUUAAUUCUGCAGCUGCCUGUUUUCUUUGCUGUGGUUCAGAUUGGAACGGACAGUGGGAUCAGGCAAAUUUCUGUACACUUCAUAAUCUAGCUUGUAAGUUUAUUGUCAUAUUUCUGAAUGACAUUUUGAAUAUCAGCUUCCUCAGUUUGAUCAUUUACCAAAGUAAUUUUGUCAAACACUGUGUUGAUAAAGAAUGAAUUUACGAUUUAACAAGUGUUAUAGAAGGAGACUGUUAUGGAUCAGACCAAACCCCCUUAAAUAUAUUGCGAAGAUAGCCUAGACCCUUACACUUACCUUUAAAAUCAGAAAAAGUAAGACAUUAUGUUCUAGAUGCAAUUCGAUUGGUCCAACUACUCUAGACAAAACACACUUUAUUUUCAUGCUACAGUUAAAAUAGAUAAAAUUUUAAAAUUGGCUUAACUAUAUAAACUGCUAAUUAACUGUUCCAGUAUAAUAAUAUCCCAUAAACACACCCGUGGCAAAGACAAAUUCAGUAAAAUAGAUGGUCUCAAAUGCAAGUCUAGCAGCAGCAAGAGAACCCCAGUGCAUUCAGGCUGUUUCUAUUGUUCCAACUUUUAUUAAAAAAAACCUCAAGAUUUCACGAGCUUUUUACUUCAUUGGCAGUGAGCAGAGUGCUCAAUACCUUUGUCUCAACCUUUCUUAAUUUUAAAAUAAAGGACAGAUACACCUCUUAAAGCCAUAGUAUCAUCACAGUGACAUUAUUCAUAUGUAAAUUUUCAUUAUAAACUGGUACUUUCUGCUACUUAUGCAAACCAUUUUCAAACAAAAAUCAACAUACUUUUUUAGAAAUAGGAAUAUAAAAGCACAUUUUUCAUAGUUGCAUAAGCUGAGUAGUGUAUGCUAAUGUUGAGUAUACCAAAUUAAUUUAUAUUGAGUUUUCCAUUAGAUGGUUUUUAAGGGAACUUCUCAAGUUUUAACAUUGGCAAUCAAUAAAUGCAUUUGUACAAUUCUACCAAUAGCUUGAUAUCAUAAAUCACUGUAUAAUUGGGGAACCAAGCAGCAAUUGGAAUAUCCCUUGUUAUUUAUUAAAAGUAAUACUGGCUAUCAAGUUUUAUUAACCAGACUAUACGUAUGAUAAAAAGCAAACCGCUGUGGUCUCUAUGCUCUAGAAAGCAUUUGGAUGCUCUUAAUUCCUCUUGCACAGAAUCCAUAUUCACUUAUGAUAGUUUGUGUGCAAGCAAAAUAAUCCCUUUUAACAUCCCUGGAAAACCAAUCACCAGUGAUUGACUUUAGACUGUGUGCUUGCAAGCAUGUUUUGUAAAUAGUUAUUCUUUACCAAUAAAGUUUUACAUAAAUCCAUCUGUAGACUUCCUGAAAAAUGAAUCACUUACAUAAUUUUAUAUCUGAUUAGUUCGAGAGUUUGUUUGGUAGCCUCAGGAAAUUUGUCUCCAGCAUAAAUCUUGUGUUUCAAGCCUUCCAUCAUCUGAUUUAAAUGUGGCAUUUAUUUUUUUCUGUAACUUAUAUUUCAGUAAUUCUUAGCUGUGUGAUCAAGUGGUUUAACUUUCUAGGAAAACUGAAGAGCUGAAUAAAGGUAUUGUGUAAAAA
Hemiscyllium ocellatum (epaulette shark) is the source of this 3112-nucleotide messenger RNA. RefSeq names its product interferon-inducible double-stranded RNA-dependent protein kinase activator A homolog A-like. The transcript has 8 exons. Bases 85 to 1077 code for a protein of 330 amino acids. The record is from RefSeq and is a predicted model, not a curated record. NCBI's taxonomy places the organism in Eukaryota, Metazoa, Chordata, Chondrichthyes, Orectolobiformes, Hemiscylliidae.